GGAGAGAAAGCAGAAGAGGUGUGUGUGUGUGUUUGUGUGUAUGCAUGCAUGUGUGUGUAUGCGUGUGUGUGUGUGAGAGUGUGUGUGCAACUGUGCAGCGAGAGUAAAAGCACUCUGACUACUUCUUCUCUUUUUGUGGAGUGAGUGUUGGUGGCUCAGUGUGUGUCUAUGUGUGUGUGUGAGAAGAGAGAGAAGCGGAAUACAUGUGUGUCUGUUGUUGAAGGAGACACUGCUGGGUGUGAUGGCUCUUUUGCAUUAGUACUUGUGCGGACAGGAGAGUUGGAGGCAGUUGUUUUGUGGGACUCGCAGGGAAUGGCAAACUCCACAGUAUCCUUGGAAACAUUCGACUGAAUGACAAUGGCUGAGGCUAUUUGCUGCACUUUGGUAAACUGUAACUGUGACAGCUUCAAGCCGGGGAAGCUGAAGAGGAGGCAGUGUGAAAACUGCAAGCAUGGCUGGGUAGCACACGCCUUGAGCAAGCUGAAGGUGCACCAUAUGUACCAGAGCAGCCAGGUGGAGAUUGUACACUCCAAUGUGGUGUUCGAUAUCUGCAGCCUGAUGUUGUAUGGCACCCAAGCCAUCCCGAUCCGCCUCAAGAUCCUCUUGGAUCGCCUUUUCUCUGUCCUCAAGCAGGAGGAGGUCAUCCAGAUCCUCAAUGCACUUGACUGGACACUGCAGGACUACAUCCGAGGAUAUGUGCUCCAGGAUGUUGCAGGCAAGGUGCUGGACCGUUGGGCCAUCAUGACAUUCGAGGAGGAAAUUGCAACACUGCAACAGUUCCUGCGUUUUGGUGAGACCAAAUCAAUAGUAGAGCUGAUGGCUCUACAAGACAAAGAAGGCCAGGCAGUGUUGGUUCCCAGCACCCGCACCAACUCAGAUAUCCGAACUUUCAUUGAGCGCAACACCCCUCGAACUGCUGACAACCUGUCUACAUCAAAAGUGGAGAAGCUAAGUGGCAACAGCAUGCACCACUUUGAGAACUUCAUCAACAGCAUGGCUUUCAUGCUGCCAUUUCAGCUGCUAGGUUCUGUUCCUGCGCCAUAUCUGGGCUCACCGACAGGGGCUCUGCAACAGCAACACCAGCAACAUCACCAGCACCAGCAGCCAUGCCGUGGGUCAGUGGAGCAGCAGAGUCAUAGAUGUGAUGAUCAAGGGCGGGACAGUUUAGGGAGAGACAAUCCUCUCCCUCUUUCACACCCUUUAGAGAGUACCCUGCUAGGUUCCAGCUCUGUGUCAUUCACUGCUGAUCUAGACCGAAGUGGAGAAAAGCCAAUGGACACCCUCUCCAUUAAUACAAAGAUCGAAGCUGAGGACUUCUCCACUAGUGAUAACUACUCAGAUGGACCCUCCACACCAUGCACACCCUCAGUGAGCUCUGAUGUAACACAGAUGUCACCUGAGGGCAAGCUUCGCUCUCUUGACAGGAAUGGUAGUGGCAAUGGAGGGGUCUCAGGAGGUGGUGCAGGAGGAGGCUCUCUGAAGAAGGGCCGUGUAUUUUGCAAUGCUUGUGAGAAAACCUUCUAUGACAAAGGCACUCUGAAAAUCCACUACAAUGCAGUGCACCUGAAGAUUAAGCACAAGUGUACCAUCGAGGGCUGCAACAUGGUCUUCAGCUCACUGCGCAGUCGUAAUCGCCAUAGCGCCAACCCGAACCCACGACUACAUAUGCCCAUGAACCGAAACAACCGGGACAAAGAUCUGCGGGGGAGCUUGUCUGCUGAUGAGAGUUCGCAAGGAGAGAAAAGGUCUGACUACAGCACUCCCAUCUCCAUCUGCUCCGCAGAAAGCCAUAAAUCUGUGCCCAGCUACAUGGUGAGCCAAGUGGACACUGGAUCAAAACUCCACACCACCUCAUUCCCCAGCAUGGGCCAGAGUGGUAUCCUCUUUCCCAAUUUAAAAACAGUACAACCAGUACUGCCUUUCUACCGAAGCCUGGUAUCGCCAGCAGAGCUUGCCAACACCCCAGGGACAUUACCCUCCCUUCCUCUGUUGUCCUCUUCUGUACCUGUCAAACCCAUCUCAGCCCCUGAGCCCUGCAUGACAGACCCUAUACCAAAGAAAAAGUCUCGCAAAUCAAGUAUGCCAAUAAAGAUAGAGAAGGAGAUGGUAGAGCAAGAUGAGCAGAUGGAUAAGGAAAAUGGCUCUGAAGACGAUGCUCCGUUCCAUGGCAGGGAUGAGUGUGACAGUAGCCAAGCAGAAAGGCAUAUGUACAUCAGGCAAGCUGGGGAGGAGAAAGAGUCAAGAGAGACUUGCACUGGCAAAGAGAAAGAAAGGGAUGGUACAAAGCAUCGGUUGGACCAAACCUUAGACAGAGAAAUGACAGAGAGGGAGGACAAAGAUGACGGGUCAAGACAAACUGAAACAGGUGUCAUCACCUGUGCAUCAUCUCACUUCGACAACAGGCUGAUGGAGAACCACUGUGACAACAAGCUAUUCUGUCAGGAACCCAAUGCAGAAAGGGAGGAGAGGGAGCAUGCACACUUACUGCAUGCAGCUGACAAGAUUCCAGAACUCAAAUGGGAUGACGGUGAGCGCAGGCUGACUAAUGGGGGUGUUAUCCAACUAGAGAAGGACGGAUCUGAUGGAUGUGCAGAUGACUAUGCGGACUCAGGGUUGUCUCACCUUGACCCCAAUGCUGACCUGCCACACCACUGUGAGAUCUGCAGUAAGACCUUUAAAAAUCCUUACAGUGUCAAGAUGCACUACCAAAAUGUCCAUUUGAAAGAGAUGUACAUGUGCACAGUGGAUGGCUGCAACGCUGCCUUCCCCUCACGCAGGAGCCGAGACAGACACAGUGCAAAUUUGAAUCUGCACCACAAGCUGCUGACCAAAGAUUCAUUCAGCCCAGCUAACCACGUCUACUCGCCCCAUUGUAGAGACAGAGACUCUGUUGGCAUGGACUACUGCCAAGACCAGCGAGACAGAGAUCUUCCUCAUCGAGACCAAACCAGCCAGACCUCUGUCAUCUUUCGAGGACGCAACCGUAUGGGCCUGGUCUUCCCUAUGAGCAAAAUGUCUACUACACCAGACAGUCCCAAUGCAUCUCCCUUAAGAGAGAUGGAGGGAUUAGGAGGAGGAGAUGGCUGCAGAGGUGGGGAGGAUGGGGCAGUCCUGGACCUGAGCACCUCCUCCUCCGCCCCAGCUCGCGGUAACGGCAGCGCUCAAUCUUCCUGGGACUCAGAUGGAGCUGGCAGUGAGGAAGGGGACGGGGCUGGAGAGGAUGGGGAAGUGCUCCCCAUGGAGGACAGUGAUGAAAGCUGUGACGGGAUUGGCCUGGGGAGGGCUGGAGGUGAGGAGUUGGCACUUGGAGGAGAGCGGACCCUUGGCAGUGGUGGGGGAGGACAAGGUGGGCUUCAAGGAGGUGGGGGUGGCUCUCCAAUAACAUGCCAUGUCUGCCAAAAGGUUUACAGCAACAAGGGCACAUUCAGAGCCCAUUACAAGACUGUCCAUCUGCGACUGCUUCACAAGUGUAAAGUCCCUGGCUGUGAUACAUCCUUUUCCUCUGUACGAAGCAGAAACAGACACAGCCAGAACCCAAAUCUCCACAGGAACCUAGCUGUUAGCUCAGGUGCCAUCAUGGACCAGGAGUAGGAUUUUGAUCUCAAAUGCCAAUGUGACUGAUUUAUUUUAUUGUAAUCAUCUUUUGAUUGUUGUUUUUCUUUUUGGGGUACCUAAAGAAGGCUCACCAAUUAGCGCUUUUAAAAUUCCAUACCAUGGUCCAAUCUGUUGUUAUAUUUCAGAAAAAAAGAGACAAAAAAAAAAAAAAAAAGCACAGUCAGGAAUUCAUUUGUUGUGUCAAAUGCAACUUGCUUUUGGAAAAAGUGCUGGGGUUUUUUUUGCAAUGCAAAAUUGAGGAGCCAUUACAUGUGUCUGUCAGUGUUUACAAAUUAAUAACAUAAGUAACACCAAAACAUACCGAUCAGUCAAAUAUAAUAAUAAAAAUAGUUUCAGCAGUCAGAGUCUUUUGUAUGCAGUACUGAUUUUUUGUAUCGGUUUGCCUUUCUAGCCCAAUUUAAACCAGAAAAUGUUCAUUUAUAUAGACAGAUUUUUCCUAUGUGUUGUCUAAGUGAGAGUUAAAUCAUUCAACUGUAUCAUGCAAGAUGUUUUUUUUUUCCUAGUGUUUUUGUUGUCAGAUGUUCAUAUCUUCCCUGUGAAGCUGUUCAUAAUGUAUUGAUCAAGAGCAGUAGUGAAGUAACUUACAUGUGUCAUUUCAUUCAUUUGAACAAUGGUCUCCAAAAAGAGUCCCUGUAGAAAAAAAACUAUAAUGUUGUAAGCUUGACCAAUAAGUUAUUGUAUGGUGUUAUAUAAUCUGUUUUACUGUUCUAUUUGUUGCAUACUGCUAAUGUUGACCAAAGAUUAUUCUCAGUUCACAGGCGUGUAUAGAAAUCUCUUCAUAUUGUGUGAGGGGUAUGCAGUAUUAAGGGACUUGCCAACAGCAGUAUUCAUGCAUGGGCGUUGUCCUAACAUGACAAAAAUUUUAAAUAUAUAAAUUUAAAAAAUGUUGACUGAAGGGGUGAAAAAUGUUUUGAUUGUGGUGAUGUUUUUGUAAAGAAAUUUGUUGAUGAGACUAGACUUGAUUAAGGCAUUACUCUUGUAUUGUUUAUGUGGUUUCUUGUAGUAACCUGACUGACUGGACAAACAGCAGAAAGAUGCUGUGUCUGGAGGCUAGAAGCAUGUGCUGUGAAUGAGUCAAACACUGAAAAAAUAAUCAUGAAACAAAGCAGUUUAUAAUAGGGGCCCUAAAUGUGAGCACACCCUAAAAAAAUAAAAAAACAGGUGAACAAAAUGUUUAUCGGACUGUAUAUUUUGUGAAUAGAGUAAUUUGUUAUCUGAAAGAAACCAAAAAAUAUACUGUAUCAAAAAAGAUAAUUUCAUCACUAACAUUACAUUUUUAAUGAAUGGCUAAGAACACUGUGUUGUACAUUUCUGAUUAUUUCACCAUGGUUUACUGUUCUGGUUUUACUCCUGUAUUCUGCAUAUUUUUUCAUUCUGUAUUUAAAUGGAGUGGGAUUUAAAAGCCCAUUUGUUUGUUGUUUGAAUUUUUAUUUUUUUUUAAAUGAGCAACAACCAACACUUAUUCAUAGGUGUUCAUGUUUCUUUUGAAUUAAUGUUACAAUAUUCAUUCCAAUUAAAUAAAAAGCCAUAUGUUUGCAAAAA
Messenger RNA from Stegastes partitus (bicolor damselfish), 5157 nucleotides. It is a transcript of the gene bnc1, whose product is annotated as basonuclin zinc finger protein 1. NCBI's taxonomy places the organism in Eukaryota, Metazoa, Chordata, Actinopteri, Pomacentridae. Bases 352 to 3591 code for a protein of 1079 amino acids. The record is from RefSeq and is a predicted model, not a curated record. Gene Ontology annotation, cellular component: nucleus. Gene Ontology annotation, biological process: regulation of transcription by RNA polymerase I. The transcript is spliced from 5 exons.